AUGGAUAAAUGCAACGAAUGUAAAAUAUCUGCACAUGCAUUUAUCACAAUAAUACAUGAUGAAGAAAGAUUAAUGUCCUGGUUGAAAGACCACGGACUUAUUUUAAAAGGCAGAAACUGUCCUGGCUGUGGCGAGCCCUGCAAGUGUGUCCCAUUGAAAGGCGACUUUUAUUUUCGCUGCAGGUUGACGCACACUUUUGAAAAAAACAAAAAAAAAAUCACAAAAAAGUGUAAUUUUUUAGAAAGUGUGCGGGCAAACACAUUUUUCGCGGAAUCGCGUCUAAGUAUCCGGACCAUUUGCCUUAUUGUUUAUUACGAGCUUAUAGGAGUUGAGCCCAUUACAUCAUUUUUAAAAACUGAGCUCGCACUGACAUAUGAAACAAUUGUGAAUUGGCGCAGCUAUUUGCGCGAAGUAUUCCAGGAUUGGGCUGCGCAGUUGAAUAUUGGAAAGCUUGGUGGCGCGGGCAAGACGGUAAGAAUUGACGAAAGCCUUGUAUCUAAAAGAAAAAAUAACUGCGGACGGAUUAUCCAAGGCCAAUGGGUUUUUAGUAUCUACGAAAGGGAUACCAAAAGGAUAUACAUUGCCCCUGCCGAAAAGCGCACUAAAAACACACUACUUCACAUAAUAAAAGAGAAGAUCGAGGAUGGCACCACAAUCAUAUCCGACUGUUGGUCUUCAUACCGUUGUCUCAGCGAUGAAGCAUUUGAGCACCUGGCUGUUUAUCAUUCCAUGAGCUUUGUGGACCCAAUUACAAAAGCAAGCAGGGAUUCGAAUGAUGGGCUCUCAAAAAAAAACUCAACGGGAUAUCUGGCAACAUACUUCUUUAAGUCGCAUUAUCCCAAUCACACGGAGAGAUUUCACCAUGCCUUUGCAGCCAUUGCAAGGCUUUACAAUCCCUAUUUGGGCAGCGCAAGCAUCAAGCUAAACUGCAAAUAUGACGAGUAUGAAGACGAACUCGAUGAUCUCUGUUAAAUGCGUAGAUCAAAAAUUUAACCAUCACUUCGUCAUUCACAAUAACCACGUCAAAUCGAAAAUUCGAUAUUUCUAAUGAUUCUUCACUUGCACAUCUCAAAGCGUUGGCG
Messenger RNA from Drosophila novamexicana, 1082 nucleotides. RefSeq lists its product as uncharacterized. Bases 1 to 972 code for a protein of 323 amino acids. NCBI's taxonomy places the organism in Eukaryota, Metazoa, Arthropoda, Insecta, Diptera, Drosophilidae. The record is from RefSeq and is a predicted model, not a curated record. The transcript has 3 exons.